UUCUCUUUCUCUUCUUUUGUGAUCAGAGAGAUAUGAGCCUUUAAAAUGAAUAAACUGAAAGAGCCGAUGUGAGAAGAGAGACGAGGAGCUGACAGCCAGCGCUGAGACUGAAAGCGUGAUGGACGUGCAGAUCCCAGUGGAGCCGGAGCUCAGUGAGUCUGAGUCUGAGGAAGGGACGGCUCUGUCUGAGUCUGAGUUCACCUGUCACUGCUGCUACCAGGUUCUGGUGGACCCCACCACACUCACCUGUGGACACAGCUUCUGCAGACACUGUCUGGCCAACUGGUGGGCCUCCGCUCUGCCCAGGGUCCGGAGAGACUGCCCAGAAUGCCGAGCGGUGUGGACCGGCUUUCCCAGAGUCAACAUCCUGCUCCGACUUGACAUUACGUCAAUUGAUGAGGAUCUGUCUGCGGCUCCGUUCAGCAUCAGGAACGAGUCUCACAGACAGAUCAUCCUGGAGGAGCUGCACAGACUCAGACAGCGCCGGGUCUCACUGAACCUCUGGCAGUACAAGGAUCUGUAUUUAGGGAAGUCUCUGUUCCUGUUGAUCAGUCUGAGGAACUUCCCUCGUCUGACGCUGCUCUACCUGUUCCUGUUUGAUUAUGACGACACGUUCCUGCCCUUCAUUCACACCAGCUGCCCGGCGACACCAGACGCUCCCACGGACACACCGCUGAAUCAACUCUGCUGUAAAUGUGGGCGGGCACUAAUGCACCCUGUGCUGCAUCAGGAUUGGCCGGGCUGGCGUCAGUGGGCGGAGUUUCUGCUGAUGUACUUCCUGUUGCCCUAUCAGCUGCUGUCUGCGGUGGCCUGGCACUGGAUGAGUGUUCAUUACUGGACGGCAGGUUUCAUCAUCGCUCACGCCGCACUACUGACGGUGCUGGACGUGUGUUUCUACUGGACGCUGUGGAAGAGAGGACAGAUGCGGACUCUGCCUAAGUUAGUCUGGCUUCAGAUGUUCGCAGUGCUGUUCAACACGUCUCUGUUUGUGCUGCCGUGGCCCAUGAUGCCUCUCUUCAUCAUUAACACUGAGAUCUACAUCCAGCUGUACUUUAACCCCUUCCUCACUGCAGUGCUGGUGAAACGAACACUCCUGCCCACAAACACACAGCACAGGCCCUGACACACACACUUUAAUCAUGUUUGUUAGGUGACUCACACUGCGUUUAAUGAUGUAUUCUCUGGGAAUCGAACCCAUGACCUUGGCGUUGCGAGUGCUGUGAUCCACUGUGAGCCGCAGGGACGUCACACACACACACACACACACACGUGUGUCUGGGUCAUGCUGGGACUUCACACUCACAAUCAUCUCUCUGCUCUUAUGUUAUGAUCAGUUUCAUAGGAUCCUCAGAUUCUGAUUCAGUUUCAUGCUUCUAACUGUGACAAUAUGUAUUUUUAUAAAUGAUUUCAUGACUGUAAUAAACAGAGAAUGUUUAUUUAAAGUAUAUAUUUAAUAAAAACA
Messenger RNA from Carassius auratus (goldfish), 1462 nucleotides. RefSeq names its product bifunctional apoptosis regulator-like. NCBI's taxonomy places the organism in Eukaryota, Metazoa, Chordata, Actinopteri, Cypriniformes, Cyprinidae. Bases 119 to 1123 code for a protein of 334 amino acids. Gene Ontology annotation, molecular function: ubiquitin protein ligase activity. The transcript is spliced from 7 exons. The record is from RefSeq and is a predicted model, not a curated record. Gene Ontology annotation, biological process: proteasome-mediated ubiquitin-dependent protein catabolic process. Gene Ontology annotation, cellular component: nucleus.